Penicillium diatomitis is the source of this 276-nucleotide messenger RNA. RefSeq lists its product as uncharacterized. The record is from RefSeq and is a predicted model, not a curated record. NCBI's taxonomy places the organism in Eukaryota, Fungi, Ascomycota, Eurotiomycetes, Eurotiales, Aspergillaceae. Bases 1 to 276 code for a protein of 91 amino acids. The transcript has a single exon.
AUGCUCGCGGACCGGGAGUCGAGUGCAUACUCAGCCAUCCACGGGUCCCAGCAGCGUGCGUCUAAUGGAUCUUAUUUGCUGGCGAGGUCAGCCCUCUGGUAUGGACGGCCAUCGCUACAUCGAGUUUUACAGAGCGAACCACGCGGUUCAGUCAAUGAACUUAACGAUUCAGGGGGGCGCAAGUCGCAUGAAGUCCUGAACAAAGAAUACACGAAUGAGAGUCCUCGACACUACUACUACUACUACUACUACUACUACUACUACUACUACUACUAG